CGGCACGGGAGAGGACACUCUCGUUUCGGGAUCCGUUGAGGUUGCACACGUUUUCACGAACAGAGCGCCGCCCGUAUACUGCGACGCGCUCUAUUCUACGUAGUUUUUCUUCGAUACCGUGUACACCGUGAUAGAGAGUUUCAUUUUUCGACGGGUAACCCGUUCCUAGCCUCUGUUUACUGUUAAAACGCACCCGUACACUAGACGGUUGAUGCGGUGCGGUAGUGUUGUGUAGUAUGUGACAGUACGUCGUAAGAGGAUACAGUGUUGCCAGAUCGUGGGCGCGAAUACACGGCAAGAGCGGUACACCUCGAUUCGCAAGAAUUUUCUUUGAAAAAUCGUGGGUGCAUCGGUGAAGAGUGAAGUCAUACGGUGUGUUUAGUUGGUUACGGUAAAUGGUAUGCGUUAGGUGGACAUUGUAAAUUCUCAAGUUUAUCGGUAAUACGCCAGUGACAUUUGGAGCGGUACUAUCGAUGAAAUAGAGUUGGCAACGUCGCAUCGACUGGUCUCGCACACAAAUACAGGGAUACACACGUACCUAGAAGGGAACUUGGGGUGGCUGGCUAGCAGGCAGGCAGGCAGGCGGCAGGCAAACAGGCAGGCAGGCAGCUUUCUUGUUCCGAGGACGGCGCUCCUGGUCGCGCCGUCUCUCUUUUCUACCUCCAUUGCGCUUGCUCUUCUCUCCCUUUUCUUCCCUGCCCUCCUCGUCCUCGGUCACUCAAUCACACUCUCCUUCUUUUGCUUAACCAUCUCUUUCUCUCUCACCCGUGUGCGGCGCACGUACCGUUGAGAACUUCUCCCUUCCCCUUUGAUACUCUUUCUCUACCGUUUUAUCCCUUCCCCUCCUAACCUCGAGCGGGUCGGGCGAGUCCACUAAGCUUGCGAGGGGAGUUCGGCAGACCUCGGCUCUAGUCGGCCUCGAUCCGCAGAAUGUGCUAGACGCUGUGACUCGAUUGCUCCAAUUUUCAAUUAAUCGUAUACAGAUUGGCUGUCCAGUGUUUACGAGGCUCGAAAACGUCUCACCGCGUUACUUUCGUGGAUUCACAAGUUUCCAGUGCCUGUAUCAACGUUACUUUUCACCAUCAGUUUGAGACGCACUCGACCAGCGUAUAUCCGUACGACGGCCAUGUUUGGUGUUUACGAGGUGAGGGGGAACUGCUGACGUCACGAGCCCCGAUCUUACACGAAGGGAGCAGCAGCACCAGCAGAAGCAGAAAACGUGUUGCCGGCCAACACGGACACCCGACUUCCAUUGAUUCCAACGAUUAUCAGAAAAAGGACUUAAUAAUACGCGUUCGAAUUUGAACCGUGGCUACUCGACGCGUAUACGUAAGCGUAAUUAUUGUGCAGUGAACACACGAGGAAGAAAUUCGCGGCGCGCAAACUGUGCCGCCUAAAAUUCCCUUCCCGAUGGGACGUGCGUGUACUCCGACUUCGCUCGUGUUCGCCGGUCUUGCCGCGACUACUGGCCUUUCAAAAAACAUUCGGCGCAUUGCCGCCUCGCCGCUGAAAUAGCAGCCACUCUAAUCAUCGUCGGUCGACACCGAUCAGUGCGGAAAACAUCGAGCGAUGCCGAGUGAUCUCGUAUACGAGACAACACGUGCCGCAUCUUCCUUUACAUGAUUCUAAUGAAAAAUGUUUAACACAUCCAGGAUGCGAUCGAAUUGAUCGCCCCAUUUUUUUUAAAUAGAAUAACACGUGCUCGUAAUUUCAUAUGCACUGUGUAACACCGUUCACAUGCCGAUACACCGCUGUUACGAAUUCAGUGAAAUCAGAGCUGCAUUCCUUUUGCCGAUACGACAUUCGUCACAGUUCCUUUCGUUCUGUUUACGUAUGUCAUCCAAAUCGAAUUAGAGCCCGAUUCGUGCCGAUAGCCAGUGUCGGUACAUAUGGUGUUACAUUACUCGGUGUGGUUUCUCAGUGACACACAUCACUAUCUCGUUGGAUAUAUUUACUCCUUUCAUACAAGUCUGUCCAGCAAGGAUUAAAAACAUCAUGGAUCUAGGUGACAGAGUUUAUGCUGCGGAACGGAUUAUGAAGAAGAGGGAAAAGCGGGGUAAGGUAGAAUACUUCGUGAAGUGGAAAGGAUGGAGUAAAAAAUAUAACACGUGGGAACCGGAAGAGAACAUUUUAGACGUUAGGUUAAUCGAAUUAUACGAGGAGAGUCAAAAAAAUGGCGAGGAUGUUAUUUCGGUGCCCAUAGUACCCCCGAGGAGACCCAGGCGGAGGGACACCAGAUACAGUGAACAAGUUCUAGAGAAUUUAGUGGUCGAAGAAGAGCCUGGCGGUGACGAGAGAGUCGGGGAAGAUAGUCAAGACGAGUCGACAACAGGUAGUACCUCGGCUCGUCGUCUGAAUCCCGUUGCACCUGACGAGGACACGCUUCCGAGUUCCCUCGAUGGACACGAAUCACCGACAGCUCCAGAAUUGUCCGCGUCCGCGUUCAGCGUCGACUCGGACAGUUCCAACAGCAGCGUGGACAGUCCUCUGUUGCCAAGGAGAGAACCGACGGGUACGAAGAGGAAAGCCGAGGUUCUCAGCAAGGAAUCAGGGAAAAUCGGUGUUACUAUCACUACCAGCAGUCCUAGCAGCGGUAGCGGAAGUCCUCCACCCAACAAAAUCCCUCGGUUGUUACCUCUGAAUAGCAGUCUAACGUCACCUUCUUGCCACAGCCACAAAGUUAACGGUAGGAGGCCGUCAUCGUCGAGCGUGAAAUCGACACCGGAGGAACCGCUACCAGCAGUCCCGACAACACCGGCUCCAGCUGUGCAAGAGAAAAAGCGUGCCGAAGCCGACGUCCCUCACGGUCCUCCGCCCUCGUUGCCUCGCGCGCCACCGACACCUCUGUCUCCUCAGAUAGACACACCUCUGGAACAGCCUGCUAAAAAGAGGCAACACUUGCCGGAACAAAAACAGGAGAAAUCCAACGGGGCUGUGACGUUAGACACGAACGGUCACAAGUCGCCCAGUCCCACAGACUCUUACACCAACAACAACAGGUUACCCACUGUUGUGAACGGACAUCAUAGUCAUAAUAAUAACAGUCAUAACAAUAACAACAACAAUAAUAAUACCAAUAAUAAUAACAACAAUAAUACCAAUAAUAAUAACACGCCUAGUGUGAAGCAAACGGAGAUCACAAAGUCCGACGUGUACGUCCCUCUCUCCAGCCCUGGCACGGACUACUGGCACGCGAGGAAUCCAGUCGCCGAUCAGGUGUUCAUCACAGACGUCACGGUGAAUCUUAAAACCGUUACCAUCAGGGAGUGCAAGACUGAGAAAGGAUUCUUCCGGGAAAGGGAUCCUAAGAGCGAUAUCUAUUAAUCGACCUUCUGAUAAGGGACGUUCUAAUAUGUGAAUUCUAAUAUCGAGAAAAAAAAGAACCCACAAUUUUUGUAUAUAUAAAUUAUUUUCACACGUUCAGUGUUAAGUCGAGCAUGUAUUGACGGUAUCGAAGAUAUAUGGAAAUCCGUUUCUUAAGGGACGAUUAGAUUGCGACGGAUCGAACGAUGUAAUAAUUUACUGAAGGUUCUGGCAAUCGUACGCGUUCUGAAUUCGAAGUUCUAAGAACUUUUACAAAAUUCAUGUAUGGAGGUAAGAAGAAAUUAUACAUGGGUCAGUUUAACUUGUUAAACAGAUAGAUACGUGGUUAAACGAACGAUCAAAGAUAGUAAGACUAUCGUUGGUAACGAUACGUCGUCAAGUCACUGUCACACGUUGUGAUACACAUACACACACACAGUUUGUACAUUUUAAAAGCGCUUGAUAGACGUACACAAUUUUGUGCUAAGAGAAAGAUCUGAUACAACCUUUUUGAGAGUAAGUCAUUUUUCUCGAUAAUUGCAUUUCCGCUUCUAUUUAGAAAUUGUGCAAAAUGGAGGACACGGUGUGUAAAUUAGUUCAUUUGAAAUUUUACUAUGAUAAAAUAGUACACAGAUCUGGAAGAAGAAAAUAUUUUUCUAAUUCGUUUUUAGAAUAUCGGCGCGGCUUCGUAGAAGCUAAUUAAAAGGGAAAAAAGGAAAAAAAAGUUUUCAAGUAUAGAACGAAACUAAUAUACUAUCUCGACAACGUAUUUCUCAGCAUUAAUGAUAUUAUUAUAUUUACCGGUAAAUAUUUACUUUAUACGUUUUUUUUCCUGUUUUUUCUCUUUCUUUUUUUACUUAGAAUAAUAUCGUAUCACAAAAAGGUGUAUCAUUCGUUUCGUAGAUUUUAGAUUCGUUUAGAAAACACACAUUCAUGUUCGUUUAUUUCCGGUUGUUGUAGCAUCGCACAGUUCAAUGCACAGUUUAAUUAGAAGGAAUUAUGUAUAUUUGUUAUAAACAAUAUUGUACGCAAUGAUUUUUUUUAAUGCGUUCUAUAUUAUUGGUUUUCGUUGCAUAUCAAGUUCGUGUUGUUUAAUGAUGUUAACUGUUGCAUUUUCUUUUUUAUAAAUGCCGUCAAAUGUGUUUCUUCGUUUUCUUUUUAGGACUGAUUAAAAACACAUAGUGUUUUGCGCGCGAUUCAAUUCCAGAGGAACGCUUAUCCAUAUCCUGAGAUCAGCGUUCAUUAUCAUUUCUUUGAAUGAGUUUUAUUAACCGAAUAACAUGUUCCUAUCUUGAACGAUCAUGUUGUGUAGUAACAAUCGGGUACAACAAGUAAAUUUUAAUGUAAACGAACAUCGCAAACUCGAGCUUCGUUUUCCUUUAUUUUUUGUUUUUUAAUAUAUAUACAUAUAUAUAUAAUUUUAAAACGACUUCGCACCGUACCAGUUUCGCGUGUGCACCCUCUUUCAAGAACCAGUAAAUCCGUGAUAUAGUGAAAUAAUGUAAGCGUAAAACUUAAUGAAAAGAAACGCAUAUACGUUGCUUAUUUAUUGUAACUAAUAUAAAAAUUUUUAGGUUUUUA
Molecule: messenger RNA, 4884 nt
Organism: Osmia lignaria (orchard mason bee)
Lineage: Eukaryota; Metazoa; Arthropoda; Insecta; Hymenoptera; Megachilidae
Product: polycomb group protein Pc
Biological process (GO): negative regulation of transcription by RNA polymerase II
Cellular component (GO): chromatin; PRC1 complex
Molecular function (GO): chromatin binding
Source: RefSeq, a predicted model, not a curated record